CGGCCACGUGGAAUUAUAAUUUUGUUGUGAACUUUAUGAUGUAGUAAGAGAUGCGAUGUGUGUUUAAUCUCAUACUUUUUGGAGGUUUGGUGUUUCAUCUUUUCUCAUCAGCUGGAUCAGACCGGUGUGGUGGCAGCAGCAGGGCCAGGAAGAAUGAAAUCUGCAAAACUUCAGCAACAAGUUCAACUUUUCUUGGGAUUUUAAAUGUUCUCAAAAUUUGCCACCAACAACAACAACAGUUGACUUGUGCCUGGGAUAGUUUUGAUGCUUACCCACAACCCAGUCCUAGGCAAAUAUUAGUGGAUACUCCACCGAGCAGCAUGGCCCUUGUACUGUAUCAGCCAACUAUUCUGAGCGCCUUCAGAGAGGAGACGAAAACCUUCAGCUUUGCAGGGAGGAGGAGUGUGACGAUUCGACAGAAGUGGGAGGAACUUGGGGUGGCAGCAGUUGUAUGGGACGCUGCAGUAGUAUUGGCAGAAUACCUGGAACAAAAUGUUGACAAACUCCAACUCUCAUUAGAGAACAAAUCCGUUAUUGAGUUAGGGGCGGGAACCGGACUUGUUGGAAUAGUAGCAGCACUCCUCGGUGGCCAUGUAGAUCUUACUGAUCGUAAAAUUGCAUUGAACCAGCUGCAGGCAAACCUGGAGGCAAACAUUCCUGAAUUUGGUGUCAGAGGUGGGAUCGCUGCAUCUGUCAAGGAGCUUACAUGGGGAGAGAACCUGCAGGAGUUCCCAAAGCCAUACGACCUGGUCUUAGGAGCAGACAUUGUGUACUUAGAGGAUUCUUUCCCUCAUCUAAUAAAGACUUUGGUGCAUUUGACCAACAAUGACAGCUUAGUGCUUUUGUCUUGUCGUAUCAGAUACGCCCGAGAUGAGAACUUUCUGGAUUUGUUGAGGGAGAAGUUUUCAGUUAAGGAGGUUCUCCAUGAAAAGACCAGGAAUAUUCAUAUAUUUGAAGCAAAGCUUUUAUAAUUUUGUGUCCCCCACUUUUUGAAGGGUAGGGGACAUCAAGUGUCCCUCCAUGUUUUUGACCACCCUUAUCAUGAGGCUCAAGUUUUGCACUUGAAGACCUACAUUGUUCUGUUUCAAUUAGGCCUCUAAAUGUCCUAAGAUUGCACCACAGAGCGAAAAGAAUGCAAAAUUUUCCUCAACUAUAUGUUCAAUAAUGGCUCCCCAAUUACACGUUCAAUAACUGCUCCACUAACUACACAUUCAAUAAUGAUCCCCCCAACUGCAGGUUUCAAUAAUGGCUCCCCAAACUACACGUUCAAUAAUGGCUUCCCAACUAAAAGCACACUCAAUUAUAGGGGAGCCAUUAUUGAAAGUGAAGUUGGGGGCGCCAUUUUUGAACGUGUAGUUGGGGGAACUAUUAUUGUACAUGCAGCUGGGGGAGCCGUUAUUGAACAUGUAGUUGGGGAGCCUAUAUUGAACGUGUAGUUGGGGGAGGCAGUAUUGAACGUUACGUGUAGUUGGGGGAGCCAUUAUUGACAAGUAGUUGAGGUGCCAUUGUUAAAUGUGUAGUUGGGGAGCCAUUUUUGAAUGUGUAGUUGGGAGCCAUUAUUGUACAUGCAGCUGGGGGAGCCAUUAUUGAACGUGUAGUUGGGGGAGGCAUUGAACAUGUAGUUUGGGAGCCAUUAUUGAAUGUGUAGUUGGGGGAGCCAUUAUUGAGCGUGUAGUGUGGGAGCCAUUUUACAAGAUCAAAGUUCAUGGCUUGGCACAUCAGGAUUUGUAAACAUUGAUUAAUUUCAGUCAAACAGCUUGCUGAUUGCAAAAUCCAUGUUAUUUCCGUCUGAAGUAAUCUAGUUUUAGAAGAAACUACCAAACUCAAGAUGGAGGCUGGUCUUCUGACUCAUCUCGCCACCUAGCAAGCUCGCCACCAACAAAGUCGC
Molecule: messenger RNA, 1888 nt
Organism: Asterias rubens (European starfish)
Lineage: Eukaryota; Metazoa; Echinodermata; Asteroidea; Forcipulatida; Asteriidae
Product: protein N-lysine methyltransferase METTL21A-like
Exons: 2
Coding region: 51-971 (306 amino acids)
Biological process (GO): peptidyl-lysine methylation
Cellular component (GO): cytoplasm; cytosol
Molecular function (GO): protein-lysine N-methyltransferase activity
Source: RefSeq, a predicted model, not a curated record